Messenger RNA from Lizanozyma spartinae, 1113 nucleotides. It is a transcript of the gene CEK2, whose product is annotated as Cek2p. Gene Ontology annotation, cellular component: nucleus; cytoplasm. Lineage: Eukaryota; Fungi; Ascomycota; Pichiomycetes; Serinales; Debaryomycetaceae. Gene Ontology annotation, biological process: protein phosphorylation; intracellular signal transduction. The transcript has a single exon. Bases 1 to 1113 code for a protein of 370 amino acids. The record is from RefSeq and is a predicted model, not a curated record. Gene Ontology annotation, molecular function: ATP binding; MAP kinase activity.
AUGAAGGAAGAUCUUGUGUUCAACAUUUCUUCUUCAUUCAAACUUGGACCAGUCCUCGGCUCUGGAGCCUAUGGUACAGUAUGCAUGGCCCUUCAUAAACCUACGGGGAUAAAGGUAGCCAUCAAACGUAUUGAUCCCUUUGAUAAACCUCUUUCGUGUCUUCGGACUUUGAGAGAAAUACAACUCUUACAAAAGUUUCGUCAUCAUGAGAAUAUCGUCACAAUGCAUGAUAUCCAGAAACCCCCAAACUACGAUGAAUUUAACGAAGUAUAUAUCAUUCAGGAAUAUGUGGAUACUGAUCUAUAUCAUGUGAUCCAGAAACAGGUACUUGGUGAUGAAUACUUUCAAUAUUUCGUCUAUCAAAUACUUCGAGGGUUAAAGAUGAUUCAUAGUGCGAAUGUGAUUCACAGAGACUUGAAACCAAGUAACAUUUUAGUGGAUCAUGAAUGUACUUUGAGAAUAUGUGAUUUUGGGUUAGCUAGACUUGCCAUUUCUCCUCAAGAACAAAGAAAGAAUAAUCUGAUUUCCAUAUUAACAGAGUAUGUGGCUACAAGAUGGUACAGAGCACCAGAGAUUAUGCUUUCACAUUCUCAAUACACUUUUGCAAUCGAUGUUUGGUCUGUGGGAUGUAUUCUAGCAGAAAUGUUUACCGGGGUCCCCUUAUUCCCGGGUAGGAAUCACAUCCAACAGUUAGAACUUAUUUUCCAAUUGUUAGGAACCCCACAAACUCCAGAUGAUUGGCUGGCCAUAGAACUGAAAAGAGCCAGUGAUUUUGUGAAAAUGAGAAUGCCAGAAUGUAAACCGGUGGAUUUGGAUGUGUGGUUUAAUUCUCAUCCCCAGAAAAUAAAACGGUAUGGGUAUACACCAAUCAAUCCCGAAGGUCUAGAUUUGCUCAAAAGAAUGCUUACAUUCGAUCCCCGUAAACGGAUCACUGUGGAUGAAGCUCUAUGUCAUCCUUAUCUUCUGCUUUAUCAUCAGCCGGAAGAUGAACCUACAACAACCCCGUUUGACGUUAGUGAGUUUCCUUAUGAUAGUUGCAAGGACGAUAUAUCAAUUUCUGAGAUGAAAUUGAGCUUGUAUCUGGAAAUAAUCAGUUUCCAUGCUCGUGCUUGA